Colletotrichum destructivum is the source of this 4659-nucleotide messenger RNA. RefSeq names its product Putative Zinc finger C2H2-type. Gene Ontology annotation, cellular component: nucleus. The record is from RefSeq and is a predicted model, not a curated record. The transcript has 4 exons. Lineage: Eukaryota; Fungi; Ascomycota; Sordariomycetes; Glomerellales; Glomerellaceae. The coding region runs from base 1588 to 3693 and encodes 701 amino acids.
UACGGCAGUCCAGCCAGAUAGUUACCAGUGACCAUCCCUCCCUCGUCGUUAGAAACAUUACCCCCCCCCCCCCCCAACAUCGGCCGAGCUUUCGAACCUCGAGGGACCGUCUUCCGUGCUCUCAGCUCUGGCUCUGCCUUAUCCUUCUUACGGAUACCCUCCUCCCACUCGUCUCCUCCUCUGGCGGUUCCAUAGACCGAUCAACUGGAGCCCGCACUGGGCCGGCCAAGUACCUGGACUCUGAUACCAGGACAACCUGGAAUUGUCACUGAGUCGAGUCAACGCAUGCACAUCUCCAUCCGUCAUCCAUACCGACCGUCUCCGACUUCUUGUUCAUAACCCCUUCCCCCUCCCAGUCGAGUUCUGAACAUCUGCUGCUCCUGUCCUCGCCCACUGCCAAAGAAAACCGGCCUUCACAAAUCAAACAUAUAUCACGCCGAACCCUUGGUGUCCUCGACGGACCGACGUCUUUUCAAGUUGCCAGACCUGCAUUCACAGCCGUGCUCGCACCAGGACCGACACUAGUUUCACAGCAUCCACCACAACAACCUUGUCCAGAUUAUAAGACGACAGCUUGUGAUCACAAGAAACAGCAUCGACACCGCCCAAGCAACCAUUCAACAAUAUAUAUGUGCCCUUGGACCACCUCAACUGACCAAACGGCCGCCCGCUGAUGAUCCAAACCACCAAGAUCGCCAAGUUACUCUUCGACUUCGCCCCAGAAGAGUCUUGGGCAACCCUGGACAGAGUUUCGAUCGCAACAUCCAGAGAUAGGUAGCAUCCAGCCGUCAUCGCAUCACCAUUGCCACGUUCACUGCCGGUCGGGCUUAGGUCGAGUUCCAUCCUCGUUUCCCUAAAGACCGAAGACAUUGCGUAUUCGAGCAAAGAACCCCAAGCCACUGCCGUUCGCCCCCUUGAUUCGAGUCGCCUCCGGCCUUCGACACGACUCUCCAAGGCAUUACCAAUACCACGCGCCAUCGCCGGAAACCCCAUCAUCGGUCGGCCCCCAGCCCACCUUUAUUCGCCUCCCUGGUUGACUACAGCUACUGUGAACCAUCCACUCAGAGCAGCCUGGCCCAAAGGUACUUACUUGGACCACCACUGUUCAUUUUCAGCUUUGGCCGCCACCAUCUAUAUAGUUCCGCAGCGAAUCGUCGUUUUUGGAACUCUGCCACCACCACUUUCACCCAGCUCUUCUCUGGAGAGAGACGAUAUUACCAUUUUCAACGGCCCUCCUAGGAAAGGAGUAACCCUGGACAAGAUUCCCUGGUCGGAGAAAGAAAGGGAAAAACCACACCUCCCAAAGGGCCGGCACCACACAACAAUUCCUGAACCCCUCCGCCCCCCCCCCCCCCCCCCCCCCCCCUCUUUUUUUCUCUCUCUCUCUCUCUCUCCUUCGUCUCUCACUUGACAUUUUGCGGCAACAGCAUUGCUAGUCGAGACGCGGACUCGAUCUCCUUUUUCGGGGCGCAUCCGACAGCUGCAGCAAGUGGCCCGAUUUAAUAAGUACCCACAAAAAGGGUCGAGAAACGUUCUGGGUGCCACGGUCCCCUACCUAACCCAAUACAACGGCUACUUCCAGCUGACAUGAGGAGCGCCUUUCGCUGGUUCAACCCAACAAGUACCGAGGACCCAAGGGACCCGUCGACCCGGUCCACUGCCGCCGCCGCCGCCCACAACAACGAGGACAGGCGCACGCCCAGAAGUGACUUCGCCAGCGCCGAUAAUAUUAGUUAUCGUGCGUCGGCCUCCUCCUCUUCCACCACCACCACCACCGCACCUGCGUCUUCUGCUUCUGACAACAACGCUGCCUUCGCGUCUCCUUCGCCCGGCUCCUCCAAUUCUGUCUCACUCACCCCCAACUCUCCCUCCCCUCAGCCCCUCACGCCCACCGAUUCUUUCGACGUGCGUGAUUCCCGCGCAGGCCUCUGGACCUCCAAGCCAAUCACCAUUGCCACACCCACCAGCACGAGAGACCCUUCAUCCCCCUCCCCCUCCGUAGCCCCCGCCAAAUCUAGCUUCGACAGAAAUCCAUUCGCCUUGCCUGACGACGUCUUCGACUUUCCUCCUCCUAUUCCGACCAAGAGUAUCGACAUGACCACUGGCCCAGCCAUGGAUUCGGCCAUGGGUCGGAGUCGUCAGGACUCCUUUGUCAGCGCUGGUCCUAAGCCAAUUUCCAUGGCCAAUCCUAACCGCGAUGUCAACCGUCAACGACGAGAGAGCCUGGCAGGCAGCCUAAUGGGCGGCGCAAGCUGGGGAGGAAUGUCAUUUGGCAGUUUCAUUCGCGAUGACAUUGCCAUGGCCGGCACGUCACCGUUCGCUCACCAAGCCUCGCCGUCCUUUCAUUCCGGUUCCUACUUGCCCAAGCUCGAAGCAAGCUUCAUGAAGGAUUUCACGUGCUGUGGCCUGAACUUGCCUAAUCUCCACGAUCUUCUGCAGCAUUACGAAGAAUCGCACACCCAGCCCAGUCCGAACACCGCGCGCAAUGCGCCUUUCUCCUCUCAAUUCGCCGCGAUACCCACCCAGCCGUCUUCCAGAGCCAGCAGCGCAAGGCCUCAGACGCAGCAACAGAACACCACUUCAAUGUCGCAGCUCGGUCAGCAGAAUCGUCCCGGCUCCAACUUGGGUGGCGGCAUGGGCGGCCUUGGGAUGCAGCUUGGCCAGCAGAAUAUGCCGGGUCAACAGCAUGGACACAUGUCGCAUCUGGACGAAAUGGAUGCAGUCGGUGACAUGGAAAUGGACGACGCCUUGAGCACGAUGGAGAUGGACGACAGCCAGAGAACGAUGUCUCAGACUCGACAAAUGUUUGGCCAACAGCAAAGACCCCAGUUGCAUGUCAACGCCUCGGGUCUCACUCAAGGUUUACGAACUUCUCAGCCACCAACGCCUGCAGCCGCAAGCUUUGGCCUGCAGCACAACCCCACGGUAUCCUCUGUUAACACGCCCACGCUUACCACCCAACAAUCAACGCCACAACAGCAGCGGCCGAACAACGGGUUCCUCCAAAACUCGCAGAUGACGUCCAUGGACGACAUGGACGAUGACAUACCAGGUAUGCCCAUGGGCGGCAACAUGGAACUCAACGGCUCCAACUUUGGAGACGUGAGCUUUGGCAACUCCAACUCCAAUUCCGAAUUUUGCAUCAACGAUCCUGGCAAGCACCUGUUUAGCCCUGGCGGCGCGCUCACCAACCAACAACGAGCGAUUCAGGCACACCUCAUUGGAAUGGGUUUUGACCCUAGCCAACCCAACAGUGCCGCCAACAAGGCCUUGAUCCAGAAAUUUGGCGCAAUGAUGAUUCCAGAGGAGCAUAAGCCUUUCAAGUGCCCAGUCAUCGGCUGCGAAAAGGCGUACAAGAAUCAGAAUGGCCUCAAGUACCACAAGACGCACGGCCACCAAACACAACAGCUGCACGAGAAUGGCGACGGAACUUUUUCAAUUGUCAACCCCGAAACCAGCACGCCGUACCCCGGUACGCUGGGCAUGGAGAAGGAGAAGCCGUUCUCAUGCGACGUGUGUGGCAAGCGCUACAAGAACCUUAACGGUCUCAAAUACCAUAAAGGACACUCUGCACCUUGCAAUCCCGAUUUUAAGUUCUUGGCCGCCGGGCUAAACAACCUCGCGAGUUUGCCGGGCCUUAUGGAGAAUUCGAUGUCCAACCUUCCUGGUAUUGGCGAAGACCAAAUGAUGUAACGAAACAUUGUCUUUGGCGAUUUUGCCGCAUUGAGUUCAUCAGCUCCUUAGGUGGCGGGCGGCCUUGGAGAAAAACUGCCAUGGUCAUUGAAACCCCUUUAGCAGCCCCCCCGGGACUCGGUCUCAGAUCCGCGGCUACAUAUCUUGGUCACGACGUAGUUGACCUGCGACAUACGGCGCGGCGUUUUUGCUUUCGUGGACGGCUCUUUAGUCGAUUAUCAGGUCGACUGAGUCUGCUCUCCUCCGUUUUUAUACCCUCAUAGACUUACCAGUAACCCUUUGCGACUGUCCGACCACGAUACAAACUCCAUUCUAGAUUAAUACGAGCCUCGGCGACGAAGAACGAGAAUAGACGGCUACGAGGCCAUGAGGAGGCUAGCUUUGUUUGGCUUCUUGCCGGUCUAGUUUUCUUUGUUGAUAGUUGACGGCCUCUCGCUGAGGUAUAUUUUCUUACCCUUCCUGCUAUUGUUGUGGCUGGUGAGGUCGAUUUGCGUUGCAAGGACGUCCCCAACCCCCGAGGAAAUGCAGGAUGUUGCCCAGGAAAACACAGCAAAUCAAGCAAAAGACAGAAAAGGGUUUUGUGAGAGAUUGGACAAUGAACAAAAAACCCAAAAACAGUUGAGAGUAUACGGUUGUUUUCCAUAGCGGUCCUCGAGUGGCCCUUUGCUUUCUCUUCUUCUUCUUCCUUUUCUUGAGACGAAUAUCUCUUCUCAGACGCUGGGGGGGUUGCGCGCAGGAUAUUCUGUUGAUGAACAUGCACGAUCAUUAGUCUGCAGGCGUAAAGUCGGACACGGUAUGGGAAAAGUUACGAUUUGUUUUUCUGAGCCUCUCCAAAACCACUUGAAAAUAUAGAUUGAACGAAUGGGUUGAGCUUAAACCGUCAUGUGAAGGAGAAACUACGUCCCUCUUUGGUUGUGUUUGUAGAAUAUCGCAGUUCAACUCUAAGACCAAAACUCCACUCCACCC